GACUAGGAAGGUUACUCGAGGCGGAAGAAUGCAUAUAGUGAAUCUCCUUUUGGAUCCUUGACGUAUUGACUAUCAGAGAUUUCCACCCUAUCGAAGAUGGAUAGACCCUCUGUGACACAGCGGCAUCUGUUUGCUGGCAGGGCGGGUCCAACCAUCGACACGGUUUAUCAGGUUGCACCACGGACAAGCCCAAUAUGACCCCUUCAGAGCCAAUGAUUGGAGUACACGCGCAGCCUCGUUUGCCCGGUCAAAGAUGAGGCCGAUGGCAGCCUUAAGGCUCGAGGUGGCAGGACGCCAUAUCAUGACGAACAUCAACUUUUCUCUCCCGGUGUCUGAGUCGGCCGAUUUCGACAGGCAAGAUGGAGAUGCGCAAUAUACCGAAGCCUGCGACCCCGGACUAUUACGCCGACCUAGGGGUGCCGCAGCACGCCAGCUCUUGGGACAUCAAGACAGCCUGGUUCCGUUUGGCGAAGCGAUUCCACCCUGACAAGAUAGCGCCGGGUCAGGCAGUUGAUGCUGAGGAAUUUCGCAGGAUUCGGGAAGCGUAUAACUGCCUGAAAGACCAAAGACGGCGGUCCCAAUACGAUGCAUACUAUUUUGAGAUCAAGGCACAGUGGGCUGUGUAUCGGGAACAGCAGGAACGUCUGCGUAGACAGGAAGAGCAGAAGCGGGCCGAAGAUGAAGCACGGCGGAGACGAGCAGCAGGACAGCGCGCCGCCAGGGAACGUGCGGAUGGCGAGAGGGCUCGGGGGAUGGAGGAGGCCGAGCGUAUUGCUAGGGAAGAAGCCGCACGCCAGAAGUUGAGGGAGGAACGAGAGAGGCGAGCUGAAGAACGGUCUCGAGACGCAGCCCGGAGGGCACGGGAGCAGCAAGAGCUAGCCGCUAGAGAGAGGCUUCGCCGGGAGGAAGAAGCGAAGCGUAAGGCGGCAGAAGCAAGGCAACGCGAGGAGCAAGCCAUCAGGCGUGAAGAAGAGCGAAAGAGGAGACUGGAGGAAGAGAUGAGACGCAAGGAGGAAGAGCAGAGAGAACUUGCCAGGCAGAGGAGGCAGCGGGAGGCAGCAAGACGAUCCGAAAAAGCAGCGAGAAAAGCUAGGGCGGAGCAGGACAAAGCGGCGCGGGAGCGACUGAAGAUGGCCCAAGUCCAGGAGAAACUAGACGAAUGGCGGCGUAACUGGUCCAGCCUGCGUGAGGCAGCUGAUCGCCUGGAGAACCAACACCAACCAGCCAAGCAAACCAUGAAUCCCGGCGGAUGUAGCCAUCAGGAUCCGUGGUGGGUGAAGAAGAAGGGGCGGACAGUCUGUGCCUUUUGCGGCGUCGCCCGACGUCAAUGGGCCCUCUACUGUCCUACAUGCCUUGUGGCUGCCUGUCCAGCCUGCAAGCAAAAGCAGUGUACUAAGACUUCAGAAAAGUCGCACUAGUAGGAAAGCAAGACAUGGAUUCUGCCAACGAUGAAGGAUCUCAUUUGUAGAAGAUGGCGAUGAGGUGUUGGGUAAAU
Messenger RNA from Canariomyces notabilis, 1495 nucleotides. RefSeq names its product DnaJ-domain-containing protein. The transcript is spliced from 2 exons. Lineage: Eukaryota; Fungi; Ascomycota; Sordariomycetes; Sordariales; Chaetomiaceae. Bases 360 to 1418 code for a protein of 352 amino acids. The record is from RefSeq and is a predicted model, not a curated record.